CUAGCUCGUCAACUGACGAUUCUUCGACGGAUUCCUCUGGCGAAAGCGACGAGCUUUCUCACGAUGAGGACGACUUAGAAGGGUCGACGAGUCGUGGGGACUCAGAAGGAGAUUGGCUGAAUAAACAACAGACUAGACAGAAAAAUAACAAGCGAACCGAAGACGCAACUAAGAAGGGGGAUGCUGUGAUCACUAAUCUGAUGGAUAACCUAAUGGACGCACUGAAUCCUGCAGAUAUAGAAAGACAUGUACGUCGUGAAAAAGAACAAGAGGCUGCGGCAAGAAAGGCUAAAAAAGAUGAUGGUGGAGGAAAGGGAAAUCCACGUAGGAACAAAGCUAAGAUGAAUCAGCAUAAUUUGGAGAAACUCCCCAGCAUCGAGGCAGCUGCUUUCGAUGAAGAUGACCCAGAAUGGCGUGACACAAUUGCUAGACGGCUGUUCCCGGAUCCUGAGGACUUUGAUGAAAGUAGCAUCCCAUGCGGAGGAGAAGAAGACCUAAUCAGACCACCUUGUCAGCCGUUUCAAGGACCAAAUCCACCAGAGAUCUUCCUAAAGAGACAGAACAACAAGACGGGCAAAGGGAAGAAGUCUGACUCAAAGAAGCCAGUUGCACAAAGCUGUCACGUUGACUUGGCGCUGUUGUCAUCGGAAAAUUCUGCCUCUCCUGGACAAGCGCCGCUCCUACCUAUCUCCCCGCAUGGCAUGUUGGGCGAGGGGAUACUAGAUGAUAGUGCGUUUAACCCUCCACCACGAGCCUCUACCUCCAGACCCGAAAAGAAACAGAAACGCACUGAAAAACGUCGAAACAAGCUAUCUCCUGAUCGUUCUGAGGAGCAAGACGCACCAAAGGAGCUGCGUACUAGUGCAGAAAACGGAAACGCAGAACGACCAUCCCGUCGCCCGCGUGAAGCAAGGCAUCCGCCGUCACCGCCAGUUGUAGGAGAAAAUGAACUAGAAGAGGCCUCUCCAGCAGUUGAACAAGAGCAAGCCCCUCAAGAGCCUCCUGUUACUAGAAGACCACAAGAAGCACCAAAGAAGCGUGUUCUCGUCAGCAGCAAGCGUUCGACACUGCCGCCUCCAGCUUCACCUGAGCCGACCGUUCAGGUCCCCAGUCGUCCUCAACUGCCAACGCGAGUUGUUGGCCGUCCUCAACUGCCAACGCGAGUUGUUGGCCAUCGCACCAUACACACGCCGCUGCGAGAGCCUUUACACGAUUUGAGUUCCGAGGAGGCAGGCCGGUCACCGCCUCUUGGUGCUGCAUGUUUGCGUGAGCCUAAUUAUAUUUCGUCCUCCAGAGGAUCUAUUGCUGAGAAUACAAGUCAGGGACGAAGAGGAGGACGCGAUAAGAAACGAGUCAAGAACACCACACAGCGCGAUCAUGUGGUCAGAUCUGAAGAUAGUGAUGACACUUCGAGCAGGCAAGAUGCGUCUACUCAGAGGAGCAGGGAUGGAUCUGCACUAGCUGUAGGGAGACGACUGGCGAAGACUGGAGCUCGAUCGACAUGUGCAGCUAGAGGACACGGGAAGCAUGAGCAUAGAGAAGGAGAUCAGGGGCAACGUCAAUCGCGUCGCCAAGUAGUACGGCGCAACAUAGCAACCCCGUCUUCCAGCGAAUUCGAAAUUGCGCGUCGUGGGCAUUCAUCAUCUUCUAGUGAGGGAGCUAAAUGAUGGAAUCAUGAUCGCCUACUUCAUGUGGGGGUCAGCUAGAUAUUAUAUCAUGCGCGUGAUAUUUGUGGAGCAACAUCACUUGAUCAAUUUUUGUCUUUCUUGUCAUUUUCCACAUCAUUACUUCUACACCCAGAUUGCCUCUCAAUAUCUUAUACCUUUUUGGCCCUUAUUAAUGCCAUUGAUGAUGUGAAACUUGUGUAACUCACCGCCGUGAGAAUCACAAAC
Messenger RNA from Amoebophrya sp. A25, 1892 nucleotides. The record is from the annotation of a GenBank genome assembly. NCBI's taxonomy places the organism in Eukaryota, Dinophyceae, Syndiniales, Amoebophryaceae.